Messenger RNA from Maudiozyma saulgeensis, 1113 nucleotides. The record is from the annotation of a GenBank genome assembly. Lineage: Eukaryota; Fungi; Ascomycota; Saccharomycetes; Saccharomycetales; Saccharomycetaceae.
AUGAAUAUUUUUAAGAAAGGAAGAGGAUUAUGCUAUUUAAAUCAAAUUGAUUGUUCUUUCGAUUUUAGAAAUAAUAGAUUCUUUAAAUUAAUAGUUCCUACAAUAUUUGUAUGUCUAUUGAUCUAUGGAAGUUGGGCAUUCAUUCAUAAAUUAUGCAUUAAUCAGUUGUAUAAUAAAAGUGACAAGAGGGCCACUGGAAUUGCUUUGAUUGUUACACAUGGUUGCUUAUUAUUGAUAGAUUUUUAUCUAUGGUUUCUAAUUGUCACUCGAGGACCAGGCAUUCAACCAAUAGUUCCUACAUUUGAAAUUAUUGAAGAUAGUAAUGAAGAGACUAAUAAAGACGUAAUAAGGCCUCCGAGUAUCUUUGAAUGUAAUGUUCAAGGGUAUCCGAUAUGGUGUCCGUAUUGUGGUUCAGUUAAAGCAUUUAGAUCACAUCAUUCGAGAUCAACUGGUUCAUGUGUCCCUAAAUUUGAUCAUUAUUGUUCUUGGUUAGGCUCAGUAAUUGGACAAGAUAAUUAUAAAAUGUUUCUUCAAUUUUUGAUAUAUAUUAGUAUCACAUUUGGUAUUAUGUGGAUAUCUACGAUAAUAUGUUAUUUAAAAAAUUUUCAAGAACGUAACCAUGAUGGUAAUUUGAUAGUGAUUGUCAUCCUUGCAGGUUUAGGUUUUUUCUUCACUACUGGUUUACUGGGAUCCCAUAUUUAUUACAUUGUGGCAAGUAAUUUGAGAUCUAUUGAUAUAAUAGCCUUGAAGAGUCAAACAAUGAGAGAUAAAAUCGUUUUUAUUUCUAUUUGGGAUGAACAGACGAAAAAACGAUAUGUAGUCGAGAUCACACGAGAACAGUAUUGUCAAUUCUGGGAUAUGGGUUCUGUAUACGGCAACCUGAAGGACGUAUUUGGAUCGAAUAUAUGGACUUGGCUAAUACCAAGUAUAAUAUUUACCAAACAUAGACGUGGAUCUCAAACUCAAGACAUUGAAGGGUUAGAAAAUAUACUGGAUCAGUAUAAUGUUACAGUUAAUGACAUGUCGAUUGAAAGGAUAAAGGAUAAGAUAAGACGUGGAGAGUACGUUUGUAUAAUGGAUGCAUUUGGGGAUUAUGAUAGAAAAUCCGUAUAA